AUGUCGACAACGCAGCAAGACCCUCACUACCUAGCUGCGACACUGUCCAAAGCAGCCGAGUCGAUGUAUCGCCACCCAACGUACGACCGCAGCUUCGACUCUGGCCGCUAUCCGUCCAACACCAGUCAACCGAGUCUCUCGCACAGCCUCAACACGUACACCGAAUCUUAUCCGCCCUCGCUCUGCCGACGCGACUGCGGCGACUACUCUGCCGACAUGACGCACAGCGAUUGCGAGACGGGCUGCACCGACGUGGCACCGUCACUGGACGAUACGUCCGACGUUGACGAGGCGCUGAGCAGUGUGAGCCACUCGAAGCCGUCCCUGCUCAAAUUCGUCGAGCCGGUCGUGCAGCGCGAGCAUACCAACGGCCAACCACGCUUGACGGGCAUGAAGAAGAAGAUGCAGCGAAGUAAGAAGGCGGACGACGGCGCAUUCGGGGUUCACCAUCUGCCUGUUCUCGGCUUCACCGACUCGCGCGCCACCUACGACUCGGACGAGCUUCUGCACAUGGACCAGUUCCCCGGCGUGCCCACGAGGGACAUAAACAGUAGCACCGGCAAGGAGCAGUGGAACGUCGACACGAUCGAGAUCGGACUCGAGGAUCUGAUGCUUAUCAAGGGCAAGGCCAAGUCGAUGUUUCUGGAGGCUGCGGACGACGGAGCGGAGGAGACCAAGAGCGCUUCGAGGCUGAUGCCCACGAGACGAGCUGCAGCUCACUCGGUCUUUGACGAGACGGCGGAGCAAGACAGGCCGCACCUACCAUCAGCACGAGCACGAACGCAGAGCGGAGCUAAGCGAACAGCACCGCUCGAGCCUUUACCGCCUUUGCCGCCGCCCAAGCCCACCGUCAGCACAGGCGAUACUCCUUCAUCGCAGACGACUGGUCUGCAGCCGAGCAGCAGCCACCCCCUUGUCUUGCCAUCCGGCGAGAGCAGUGACGAGGACGUGUUCGCCUUCAAGCUGCCCACCCUCCUUCCCCACGAUUCCCAUCAGGGGACCAUUCGAGCCCCUCGCGCCUCUCGCCUCAACUCCAUCACCUCCUCUUCCUCCCACAGCAGCAGCACGCGCGAUCUCGAUCCGCGCGAAAUCAUCCAACGCGCGCGUCUGGAGAACACAUCGUGCGGGCUCGAUGCGGAACUCGACUCGUCCUCCAACCUCAAUCCCAUUUUCCCGAUCCCCGAGCGACGGGGGUCGAGCGGCAGUGGUGUUGUGGCGGAAGAUCUGCCCCCGUUGAUGUCGAACCACUACCUGCAGGGUCAUGUUGAUCCGGUGGAGUACGCGAGGCUCAACAGGAUGCCCGAGAGGCUCGCCGCCGCCACCGUGACGUCGAGCGGUCAGAAGCUGUCCAGCAAGCAUUUGAACAAGCACAGGAAGAAGGAAGGGGAGCAGGUGGGAUACGAGCCCAUCAGCAUCCUUCGCGCCGAAGCGGCGUUCCUGAAGGAGGAUGGAGGGAAGGAGAAGAAGAAGAACAAGGAGAGACCGUGGAAGGGAAGCAAUGGCGCAAGCAACUCGAGCUCCGAUGUCAGCUCCGAGGGCAACAAGCUCAAGUCGUUCAAGUCGUCGCUGUUUCUUCGAGGUCAGAAGUAG
This is a messenger RNA of Kalmanozyma brasiliensis GHG001, 1590 nucleotides long. RefSeq lists its product as uncharacterized. The transcript has a single exon. The record is from RefSeq and is a predicted model, not a curated record. NCBI's taxonomy places the organism in Eukaryota, Fungi, Basidiomycota, Ustilaginomycetes, Ustilaginales. Bases 1 to 1590 code for a protein of 529 amino acids.